AUGGAUAUGCAGAUCGGACCCGAGUUUGAGGUCUUCGCAAAUGCGCUCGAUGAUUGUCUUUCACCUCAUGGAUCAGUCGAGGCCAAGCGCGAGCGGAUAUUCGGGCUUGUAAAUGCCUACUAUGACUUCACGGGUGAGAAGUUGGCGCACCUGCGCAACCAGGCGCGUCAAGGCUCGGUUGGCGACACCGAGAUGGAUCUCGACGAGGAUGAAGAAUCCGAACCGACGCCAAGCUUAGAGGAUAUCCGGGCUUGGGAGCAAGAGAGGCAAACCUGGGAUCUCCUUCGUCGUCUGAUACCUUUGAGAUAUCCCUCGAAUAGCUCGAACAGCAAGCAGGCAUUUGGUAUCAUGCAGAGGACUCAGCAAACCGAUGAUCUGUGGAGCGAAUUCUUGUUCGACGACCCACUGGCGAUCGAGAGGAAAACCGUGUUGGAAUGGCUGCAACAAGGCGCAAGAAACGGGCCUGACAUUGAUGACCUGGUUCGGGAGCUGCAGCAGAAUGCUGACAGAGGCGACAUUAUUGCCCAUGGAUGGAUUCACACGAGAUCUGCGAUCAAAUUGCAAAAGGGCGUCAGGGGAUCUACCCGUCCCCUGGACGUUGAGUUUCCCGAAGUUGCGCGCAUACUGCUCAACUCUGACAACGCUCCACUCGUCGCCGAGCUUGAUCCUGAUGCCGUGACGAGACAGGAACGAAAGCUGGAGCCGCAGGACGAAUUUUUCGAGAGAGCGAUAUGGGUUGGCUGCUUCCAGCUGCUUCGGAGGGGCAGCAGUCUUCAAGCCAUGAGAGAAUGGUGUUUGGAGAGAACCGAGGUUUGGAGGGCAGUUUCAAUGUCCCCGCUGCCUCUUGCGACUGAGCACGGCGAGUCAAAGUUCGUGGAUGACCCAUCCGCUCUCGCCCUCUGGAGACGCAUGUGCUUUGCUCUUGCUCGUCAAGGUGGUUCUGAUGACAUCGAGAGAGCCGUCUACGGAGUGCUAUCAGGAGACAUCCCCAGCGUACAGAAAGUAUGCCAAACGUGGGACGACUUCCUGUUCAUGCACUAUAACGCCCUCCUCCGCACCCAGUUUGAUACUUUCGUACUGAGUCGUUGUCCGCCGGAAGUAUCAGCUUCCCUUCGUUCGUCGUUCGCCGCGUUCGACGCCAUUCAGUUUCACGGCGACGCAACGACGCUGGAACAACGUCUGGUAAAAUCCUUGGAAACCAGCCCUCAUACGAGCAAAGAAGCCUUCGAGCCGGCCAAGGCUCUUCAAGCUGCCAUCAUCUCGAGAGACCUCGAGCAGUAUUUCUACGAGCAAGGCAUUGCUGUCACCCAAAAGGCCAAUUCGGAAGAGCCAUCGGUUCUGAUGCCCGAUGACAACUGUCGCAACAUCCGUGUGGCUCAGGAGAAGUUUGCCGAUAUCCGUACCCCCGAUCGCCUGCGGCUGGCUGUGCAUGCCCUCAUCAUUUUGUCGACAUUAGACUCCCUAGGAACACCGUCGACUUCCGCCACAUUCAGCGCCGACCAUGACCGCCGCGAGCUGCAGGAAAAUACGAUCACAGCUUAUGUCAGCUUGCUGCGAUUAGCGGGUUUCGACGAGCUGAUCCCUCUCUACUGCUCCAGGAUUGCUGAACCCAGGUCAUUCCACGUCUUGAGCACGAACAUAUUGCCAAUCACUGACCACGAUUCUCGUCUCGUCCAGCUCAGUCUGAUCCGGAAAGCGGGGCUAGAUGUACUCAAGUUUGUCAGAAUGCAGCCAGAACUCUUAUUCAAGAACUUGGAGGACGAGACCUCGGAUGGUAAUCUGGACAAGGGUCAAUUUCGGAUCAUGGAGAACGAACCGGCAUCUCUGAAAUAUGGACGCUCUAUCAAAGCGGACUUUUUUGGGGAAGAUCCGGAGUCUAUUGACCCAUCCGACGAUCGCCUCAUUCGCUCCGUUGAAUGGCUCUUGCUUGUUGAGGAAGCCUGGCCGGACGUCUUCGUGGUCGGCGUGUCGGUCUACAAGUAUUUCCUCAAACAUAUGCGUCUAAAUGCCGCAAGGAGCUUCGCGAACCGCGUGCCAUUCAGUGUCAUCAUGCGACAGAAGAUCGAUACCUCCGACCACGAUGAGAUCGAUGCCUUGUCCGAGGAUAUAGAGUUCUGGACUAGCCAUAUCGGACCGGCGGAUGCAGCCCGAUUGUCGGCGGGCCAGCUUGCCUCAAACGCACGAACUUUGCGCGACCUUGAAUGUCUUGUCAAGGCUUUGGACACGAUGGAGACUAUCGCAUCGCUUGCGGAGCUUUCUAAAGAGGACCCGUCUGUAAAGAGAGAUUUCUGGGCCAAGGUGAGCAACGAAGUCAAAUCCGCAAAGGAUCACGUGCAGCCACUGCUGAAGAACUGGCUUUUGGGCCAGGACGACCCAGACUUGGAGCUUCUACGGGACCUGUAUUUGCCUGAGACUCUUCUUGCCUACGUUAGCACACUGCACUUUGCUGGCACAACCUUGACCAGGGACAACUUCUUGGAGUGUAUGGAACUUGCGGCUACCAUUGCUGAGAAGGAAUCAGACCUUGCUCCAUGCCUCAUCAAGGCCAAUAGAAUGAAGGAGUUGGUGGAGGCUUUUGCAGCCUGCAGCAAGGCGCUUGCAAUAGCUGCAGGUGAGAAGAAAGCAGCCGGUUCAAGCAGUAAAAAAUUGCGGGAAAUGGGCUGGUCGCGGGAUCUAUGGUCAGUCAGGCCUUGA
Molecule: messenger RNA, 2694 nt
Organism: Colletotrichum siamense
Lineage: Eukaryota; Fungi; Ascomycota; Sordariomycetes; Glomerellales; Glomerellaceae
Gene: NUP84
Product: Nucleoporin NUP84
Exons: 4
Coding region: 1-2694 (897 amino acids)
Biological process (GO): post-transcriptional tethering of RNA polymerase II gene DNA at nuclear periphery; mRNA export from nucleus; regulation of DNA-templated transcription
Cellular component (GO): nuclear pore; nuclear pore outer ring
Molecular function (GO): structural constituent of nuclear pore
Source: RefSeq, a predicted model, not a curated record